Molecule: messenger RNA, 273 nt
Organism: Cinara cedri
Lineage: Eukaryota; Metazoa; Arthropoda; Insecta; Hemiptera; Aphididae
Source: the annotation of a GenBank genome assembly
AUGUUUCGAAAACCGUGCAUAUCAAGGGAAUCAACAAAACGAAGGUUAAUAUGGGCCAAACACGCCUGGAGAAAAGAGGACACAAUGAUAAAAGCAGUAAUCAAAGAAGAUCCGAUAGAAAAUAGGCCUCAGCGCAGACCCCGCCUUAGAUGCGAAGAUUGUGGGAAGUGGAAAGUUAAAGCAGUAGAUUCAAAAUCAAACCGAAAGAAAGUAGCAGAAGACAGAGAGAGAUGGAAGAAAAUUUGCUGUACAGGAUGGUCUUUGAACCUCUGA